CCACUUUCUAUUUUUCGAAGAUUGGGUUGAGACGAUGGGAUGCCCAAACCUACUCUUCUACAGUAGUUAAAAUAAAAAAUAAAAAAUUAAGGGCAGGGGGCCAUUGAAAUUGAAAUCCAAUAGUGGAUAAAGACAAAUUGAAGCCAUUUUGGAAAGAAGACAUUUGGGUCAUCAUAGAACGUUUGUGAUAAAGCCUUCAUCGGACAAGCAGAGAAGUACGAAAUACUCCUAACAAAGAAAUGGAUAUGAGUGUGGAGAAUUCGGAAAUAAACAUGGAACUUAUCUUUCAAACAGAACAAACUCGAUUGAAUGCUGAAACAAACUACUCCACUAAUCCCAAUGACGCUCAGAAUUUAACACAAUGGGGUAUGGCAUUGCUCCAGCUAUCACAAUAUGGAACCCUGCAGGACUCAAAGAAAAUGGUUAAAGAGGCUAUUUCAAAGCUAGAGGAGGCUGUAAAGAUUGAUUCACAAAAACACGAAGCAUUAUGGCAUCUUGGAAAAGCACACAGUGCUGAAGCAUUUUUGGCGUCUGACCCCAUUGAGGCACAGAGUAACUUUGAGAAGGCAGACCUGUAUUUUCAAAAAGCAUUAGAUGAGGAUCCUGAGAAUGAGAUGUACCACAAAUCCUUGGAGGCCAACACUCAGGCAACACUAUUGCACAUGCAACUCCAACAAGGGAAAGUUCAGCAGGCUUUUGGAGGAUCUUCAACUUCUUUAAACGCAAAGAGCUCUGUUAUAAAGGCAAACCAUGAUCUCAUGUAUGAUGUCUUUGGAUGGGUACUUCUUGGUGCUGGAAUUGUAGCAUGGCUGGGAAUGGCAAAAUCUCAGGCCCAUCCAUCUCCCCCAAGAUGAGCAAAAUAAGAUCAAUUCUGGCUGCCUUCGUGGAAGUUCCUGCUAUGGACAAGAUUCUUUCUGAGAGUUGGGAUGUAAAAUUACACCGCUGGAUCACCUAGAAGACUCACUCGAUCGAUUUACACUUGCCUCUUUUUGUACUUGGGUAAUCAGCCACAAGAUAUAUGACUUCCUCUGUUAAAGCAUUAUUAGCUUUUCUGCUUUUAAUUAAUUUUGGUGGUCAUAGACCAUUUAACUGUUGGUUUUCACUUAUAACGAUUGAUUGUAUGCCUUCGUGCAGAUUUAGACCAUGAAUCUGCUAUAGUAUCUCCUGAUACUUGUGGUUAUUCUGCUUACAGUGAAGCUUCAUUAUCGUUAGAUGAACAAAUCAGUAGAUGAACAAUAUGUUUCUGUAUUUUUAAAACUUUAACAUUUAUUUGAUCUGAAUCAUCUAUUAUGACA
Messenger RNA from Lycium barbarum (goji berry), 1295 nucleotides. Its product is annotated as mitochondrial import receptor subunit TOM20-like. The coding region runs from base 240 to 854 and encodes 204 amino acids. Gene Ontology annotation, molecular function: protein binding. Gene Ontology annotation, cellular component: mitochondrial outer membrane translocase complex. Gene Ontology annotation, biological process: protein insertion into mitochondrial outer membrane. NCBI's taxonomy places the organism in Eukaryota, Viridiplantae, Streptophyta, Magnoliopsida, Solanales, Solanaceae. The record is from RefSeq and is a predicted model, not a curated record. The transcript is spliced from 6 exons.